Molecule: messenger RNA, 2527 nt
Organism: Osmia bicornis bicornis
Lineage: Eukaryota; Metazoa; Arthropoda; Insecta; Hymenoptera; Megachilidae
Gene: PpD3
Product: serine/threonine-protein phosphatase 5
Exons: 8
Coding region: 179-1648 (489 amino acids)
Cellular component (GO): cytosol; nucleus
Molecular function (GO): protein binding; protein serine/threonine phosphatase activity
Source: RefSeq, a predicted model, not a curated record
CGAUCGAUCGAAUCGUAUCAUGGAGUAGUUUAAUAGGUUUCACGAUAUUCAGUGCAGUGUAGUAAAGACCAUUAUAUAAAAAAGUUAUUGUUGCCUUAAUGUGUUAUUUAUUACCUACGUUCGAAUAUAUUUUAAAUCGAUUUAUGUCAACUCGUUAAUUUUCUGGUAAAACGGCGAAAUGAGUGAAAACGCAGAAAUUACAGGAGUAAUAUCGCCCGAAGAUGCGGCAAAAGCGGAAAAAUUUAAAGAAGAAGCGAACGAAUAUUUCAAAAAUCAAGAUUAUACCAAAGCUAUAGAAUUAUACACUAAAGCUAUAGAGUGUAAUCCUACGGUGGCAGUAUAUUACGGCAAUAGAAGUUUUGCGUAUUUAAAAACAGAAUGUUUUGGAUAUGCACUUACAGAUGCCUCUAAAGCUAUCGAUUUAGAUAAAAAUUAUGUUAAAGGGUAUUAUCGUAGAGCUGCAGCACACAUGUCACUUGGCAAAUUCAAGCUAGCUCUUAAGGAUUAUAAAACCGUUACUAAGGCAAGACCAAACGAUAAAGAUGCAAUGGUUAAAUAUACAGAAUGUUGUAAAAUAUUAAAAAUGUUAGCUUUCGAGAAAGCAAUUUCUGUGGAAGAAAACAAAAAGAAUAUAGCUGAUAUGAUUAAUUUAGAAGAAAUGGCAAUUGAAGAUGAAUAUGUAGGACCUAAACUUGAAGAUGGAAAAGUUACUUUACAAUUUAUGCAAGACUUAUUAAAUUGGUACAAAAAACAAAAUAAAUUACAUCGUAAAUAUGCUUAUAAAAUUCUUUUAGAUGUAAAAGCAUGGUUUAUGGCACAACCAAGCUUAAUUGAUAUUACAAUUCCUGAUGACAGUAAAUUUACUAUUUGUGGAGACAUACAUGGGCAGUUCUAUGAUUUACUUAAUAUUUUUGAAUUAAAUGGAUUACCUUCAGAAACUAAUCCUUAUUUAUUCAAUGGGGAUUUUGUAGAUAGAGGUUCAUUUUCUGUAGAAUGUAUAUUCACCUUGUUUGGAUUUAAAUUGUUGUAUCCAAAUCAUUUUUUUAUGUCUAGAGGUAAUCAUGAAUCUGCCACAAUGAAUCAGAUGUAUGGAUUUGAUGGCGAAGUAAAAACAAAAUAUUCUGCUCAAAUGGCAGAAUUAUUUACAGAAGUUUACAAUUGGCUUCCACUUGCCCAUUGUCUUAACAACAGAGUACUCGUAAUGCAUGGAGGUCUAUUUUCAAGAGAUGAUGUCACAUUAAAAGAAAUUCGAGAAAUUGAUAGAAAUAGGCAACCACCAGAAGAAGGAUUAAUGUGUGAACUAUUGUGGUCGGAUCCGCAGCCUCAACCAGGAAGAGCACCCAGUAAAAGAGGAGUUGGUGUUCAAUUUGGACCUGAUGUUACACAAAAUUUCCUUGCUAUGAACAAUCUUGAUUAUAUUGUAAGAAGCCACGAAGUGAAAAAUGAGGGAUAUGAAAUCGGACAUGAUGGGAAAUGCAUUACUGUGUUCUCUGCUCCAAAUUAUUGUGAUACUAUGGGUAACCGGGGUGCCUUCAUCACACUUAAUGGUAAAGACAUGGAACCCCAUUUCACAUCGUAUGAAGGAGUGCCUCAUCCAAAUCUAAGGCCAAUGGCAUAUGCUAAUUCUUUACUAAAAUUCAUGUGCUAGUGGAAUACCUUAGGUACUGUUGAUAAGUAAAUAAAUAACAAUAAUUGAUUACGAGUAGCCCAAUCAAAGUGUGCGUAAUAUAUUUGAUACUGAAACGGAGGAGGUGAGAAACCAUUAGACUUCUCCGAAACAAUAAAUACUGUAUUCUUUUUAGAAACAAGAAAACCCUGUAUCAUAAUAAAUCAAACGAAGGUAUAAUAUUCAUGGGUACAAAAAUGAAAAAAGUUUGCUUGUUUCGACAACUGGUGAACAAUUUUCUUUGAUAAGAACAAUGCCUCAUUAGCAAUUUGUGUUUCAUUAUAAUGAAAUGCUAUGAAGAGCAUAUUUUUAUUUUGUACCCUCGAUUAAACCACCUUGUUCAUUAAAGAUUCGGAAUUUCGAAUGAUCUCAAACUGAUUAACUUAUAUUAUAUUUGUGUAAAAAUGUUACAAAUAUUGGUGUACGCAAUGAAUAUUCUUUCAUUUGAUUCUUUAAUGAAUAAUGGUGGUUCAUUUAAUACAAUAAUUACAAUGAAAAAUAUCUAAUACAUAUGCGAUUUAGCCUCACUAUGUAGUACAAUUUUCCAGCCAGUCACUGUCUGUCACAUUAUUUGUGAUGACUACUUUUAUACAAAUUUAAUGUGAUUGGAAGGAUUUCUUUCAUCUAACGUUUUGUUUCUUUUCUCUCUCUCUUUUUUUUGGUAAUAAAUUAUGUUUAUAAUGUAUUUAAGAUGUAUAUUGUUUUUUUGAAAUAAUGAAAAAUUAUGUCGUAUUAAAUGAGAUAGAACAUUUUUUCUAAUAAAUUAAACCGAUUUUUACGACUUACAUUUAUAAUUACAUCUUAUGUAUUUUAACAAAUCGUCGAAAUUAUAAAAGAUUACCUGACAGCUUUAAAAAAUAA